Messenger RNA from Lineus longissimus, 16192 nucleotides. Its product is annotated as usherin-like. Gene Ontology annotation, molecular function: protein binding. Bases 137 to 15943 code for a protein of 5268 amino acids. Lineage: Eukaryota; Metazoa; Nemertea; Pilidiophora; Heteronemertea; Lineidae. The transcript has 59 exons. The record is from RefSeq and is a predicted model, not a curated record.
CUAGGACCGAGUCUACUCCAUAAUUGACUAGGCAGGUAGGCUACACAUACACGUAGGCCUACACAGCCACAGGUAUUCAUCUUAUUAUUUCACUGACAUUAUUGGUGAGAAACUGCCUGUAAACUCGAGGGAUCUCAUGUGCGUCAUCAUGGUGGGCCACACUUUGUCGUCAGCAUCCCGGACUGGAAAGCACCAUUUGUCAUAUCUUUACAUAAUUCUUUCCUGGAGUGUUUUCUUUGGAGCAGUUAUCAUAAGGACUACAUCUGGACAAUUGGUGCCUGCGAGUAGUGUAAAAAGAAACUUCCCCGUGCCUUUCAAUGUUGCAAAAUUAAAACCAUUGACCACAACACCGGGUCAGAGUACAUGCGGAAUACCGUCACGGAGUACAUUCUGUCAAAGUACGACAUCAGAGUCUUCUAUCACUCAGUGUACGCUUACUAACUGUAUACAAGAAUGCCCGCAACGGACUACCCUCCCCUCCCAGCAAGAACUUUUAAAGGAGGUGACGUCAGAUUGUAUCAGUAAGGAAAGUGUUAAUAUUCGUCCUGGGAGUUUGAUCGGAUCGUACUCGCUGGCAUUUACUGGGAAGACGGGAUGUUUUCUUACUCCGCCGCAGAAUGUAAUUCUUGGAAGUAACGGAGCGUUAACUUUUACUGCAUGGAUUUGGAGAGCUGAGAAAAACAAUGGAACUCUCAUAGAAAAAGCAAGUCUUGCUGGCGAGACUAUCUUCAAACUGAUCGUCAGCAGGGAUGUGGUAAUCUUUACCUUCAAGUCAACAGCAAACAAGGUUGAAACUGUCUUCUUCCAUACUAUUAUCCAACCAAAGACAUGGACUCACUUGGCUGUGCAGAUGUACCAGGGUGACAUCAGUUUCUACGUCAACGGACUAAAGCCUGGGUUCUCUGCCGCUUACUCCAAAUAUGUCCGAUUCUCUGUGAAAGAUUCGUCAAGUGGCGUUCAAGUCCGUAUUGGUAGCAGUGUGGACGGUUCUCAGCCAUUCGAAGGAAAUCUUCAAAAUUUUCACUUCUUCUCAUCAGUCCUUACUAACAGGGAAAUCCAGGAAGUUUAUGAUGGUAAAUUCCCAUCCGUCCCCAUCCAGUCAGAAUGUCGAUGUCCCUCCUCCCACCUGAAGGUCCAGCCGGUCAACAGCAGGUUCUGCAUUAGAAACGGAGUGGCCAGUAAUACAGAUGAUGAAGUGAUUCGAAUGAAUGGAGAUUCCCAUUUGCUCGCCUACUUAAACGAUGAUGACUCAAAUACAAUCUGGGUGUCAUCAGCUAACCUGGAUAAAGUUGCUUUCACAGUCAGCCUACAGGACCUUUUCCAGGUAUUCUUUGUGGUGUUGGACUUCUACAGUCCCUUUCCCGAUGCUGUAAUCAUCGAGAGGAAGAAGAACUCGACCGCCGCCUGGCAACAAUGGCAGCUCUACGCAACAGACUGCAAGGCCAGGUUCAAGUUGGAUAACAAUGGACCGCUUAAGACGACUGAUUCUGUCAACUGUAUACAAAUUGGCGGGACAUACAUCCCUGGCAAUUUCUCCAAGGGGAGCAUUAUGUUCACUGUAUUGUCAGAGGAGGUGGGAAUGUCACGACCUGGCUAUGAUGACUUCUACAACACGCCGGUCCUGCAGGAGUUUGUGGAGGCAGAAGAGAUACGUGUGACCUUGAUGGGCCAUUUCUCCGUGAUCCAAAACCCACAGUUUGAUCCUAAACACAAAUACUAUGGCCUGUCGGAAUUCACUGUCAGUGCAAGGUGCCAGUGUAAUGGUCACGCUGUUAAGUGUAACACUGACUCGAUGCCUUACACAUGUGAAUGUCUUGCAGAGAGUUACACUAAUGGAAAUAAGUGUGAGAAGUGUCUACCACUGUACAAUGACAAACCAUUCCGUAAAGGUGACCAGACGAACGCAUACAACUGCAAACGCUGUGACUGCUACAACCACGCUGAUAGCUGUGUCUACAACGCCACCUAUGACUCUGCUCCUAAUGACCACUCAAAAGGUGGCGGGGGUGUCUGCGUCAAUUGUAAACACAACACGGUUGGUCAGAAAUGCGACCGCUGCAAGGCGCUCUACUACAGAAAGGUCGGGGGUAAUUUGAAUGAUAUUGACGUCUGCUCCCCGUGUAAUUGUUACAUUAAUGGUGUCAAAAACAAGGCGAUGGAUUGUGACAAGAUUGGAGGCCAGUGCACAUGCCGUGAUAAUGUCGAUGGACGUCAGUGCAACCAGUGUGAGAAAGGCUUCUUCAACUUACAAGCCAGCAACGCUCUUGGAUGUGACGCCUGUAACUGUAACACAAAUGGAACCAACAAUGGAGACAUCACGUGUCAGCAGCUGACUGGGGAAUGUACUUGUAAAAAGCACGUGGAAGGGGACAAAUGUGACAAAUGCCAGCGGAAAUAUUUCAACCUCUCAAUAGACAACAAAGAUGGCUGCAGCUCUUGCGACUGCAAUCCUAAUGGUAUCACCAAUGCUGGAGACUGUGAUCCAAAAACUGGAGCCUGCGCGUGCAAGCCCAAUAUCGCAAGUCGCCAGUGUGACCAAUGUGCGGAUAAAUAUCACGACUUUUCGAAAGGUUGCAUCCCGUGCGGUUGUAACCUGCAGGGUUCGGCUAGUACAACUUGUGAUAAGAACACCGGGCAGUGCGUCUGUAAACCAAACGUCCAGGGUUUAAAAUGCGACCAAUGUAAGGAUAACUAUUACAAUCUUGGUGUCUCUGCAACCCUUGGAUGUGACAGCUGUGGUUGUGACCAACGAGGAACCAUCAACGGGACGAGAAUUUGCAACAGAAGUAGUGGACAGUGUCCGUGUAAGGGGAAUGUGUUUGACAUGAAAUGUGAUAAGUGUAAAGCCCAGAUGUGGAACUUGAAUGAGACGAACCCAGAGGGAUGCCAGAAUUGUGACUGUGACGUGCAGGGGACUGUCCAGGGCAAGUUGAAUUGUGAUCAGAACACAGGCCAGUGUACUUGUCUGAGUCAGCGGACUGGGAGACGGUGUGAGAAAUGUAUAGAUGGUUAUCAUGUGAAGAAUGCAACUGCCGGUGGUUGUACCGAGUGUAAAUGUUCGAACGGCGCCCUUGAUGGGACAGUCUGUGAUCCCAUCACGGGGCAGUGCCAGUGUAAGGGCAGCUCCACUGGUACAACAGGACUGAAAUGUGACAAGUGUUUACCAAAGUUUUAUGGAUUCGAACUGAAAACUGGGCUUUGUAGCGCAUGUGCAUGUAAUGAGGCCGGUAGUGUCAACGGCACGUGUGAUGGCGCCACGGGACAGUGCUAUUGUAAGUUGUUCGUCCAGGGGAAGCGGUGCGAUACAUGUGAACCAGGCGCCAGUAUUCUGGACACGAAUAAUAUCUAUGGCUGCAGCAAAACUCCUGCUCAGCAGCCAGCUCCCCAGUAUACAGUUGUCAACGCCACCGCAUUACGUCUCACCUGGAGUCCACCCGACUACCCCAAUGGAAUCAUAUUGCAGUAUUUCCUCUUUAGAGAUGGACAGCAAAUAUUUGCGUCAUUCUCCAACAGUUCUCAAGGAAUAAAAGCUGCUAGGGAAAUGACAGACAAAGGUCUUACAGCUUACACAGAGUACAAGUACUUUGUUCAGGUUUGGAAUAUCCAUGGAAACGCCACAAGUCAGACAACGAUUGCAAGGACGCCCCCUGGGGUACCAGAAGGGAACCUUACUUUAUCCGUAUCAACGAUGCGGAAACGUUCUGCAACGUUGUCGUGGGCGCCGCCGAAGAAAUCAAACGGACCAAUCAAAGAGUACAUUUUGUCGUCGACAACUGCGAGUGAUUCGAAGCCAACUGAGCACUGGAAGGGGAGCGAGACUACAACAACAGUGCAGUUUCUCGUUCCGUUCACAAACUACACAUUCUCGCUCAAGGCAUGCACCACGGGUGGUUGUCUGACGAGCGAGGCCGUCACGGGUCAAACCAAGAUGGACGCUCCUGAGAAACAGGCUGUGCCGAAGAUCACAGCUUUGUCUGAGGUGUCUUUGUAUGUGGGAUGGGAGCCCCCGGCUCUUCCCAACGGCAUCAUCAUCAUGUAUGAACUGUGGAUGAGAGGACUCAAAGACCAGACAGGAAAAUACGAUCCGCCGGAAAAGAGAAUCUUCAACCCAACUGGUCAAUACAACCCCCGCUCAACAGCUGCUCCAGAGAAAAAUGCCUUGGCACCACCGGCAACCAACUUUACUGUUGAUAACUUGAGGGCAUUCACGGUCUACCAGUUCCAAGUUACAGCCAAGAAUGAGGUUGGUCAGACAGUCAGUGACUGGACCAAUGGGACGACGAAAGAAGCAGUGCCACUUUCAAUGCCAACACCUGUGAUUCUUGGAGUCAACAGCGCCACGCUGAAUGUGACUUGGAAAGCGGCCUCCCAAGAUGAGGCGAGGGGCGUGAUUGCCCAAUACCGGGUGUGGCAGUACAAGGCGACCAAUAGGACUCUCUUUCCCUUCAUACCAAUCAUUGAAGAGAACGUGUACACUGCCCAGGGGAAUGAGACAUUCUAUGUUGUGAAUGGUUUCCUGCCUUACACUGACCACAAGUUCAAGAUCGAAGCAUGCAAUACCGCAGGCUGUGUGAACAGCACUGAUGCUAUUGGGAAAACACUUGCUGCAGCACCAUCUGAGAUGCAGCCGCCAACUGUGGAAGGUUUCAAUUCCACUGUAAUGGAAAUAAAAUGGCAGCCUCCCCUGAAAGCAAACGGUCCGCCCCCGCACUACCUCGUGGAGAGAACGACCGUCGCAUUGAACUCCCCACCCCCAAAGGUGAUCAGGGGGACGAGGUUCACCGGUGCGGGAUUCUAUAAAUUUCCUGCCAAGACGAUCCCGUAUGAUGUGGGAUUCACCGGGAUUGAUUUCUGGUUUAAGACGCGGCAAAAGGACGGACUGAUUCUGUUCAGCGCAUCCGAAGGGCGGCAGGAGGAGAUGAUAGCUGUUCAGAUGAGGGGAGGUCGGCCUUUCUUCAUAUUCAACCCACAAGGUUGCGCCACUGCCGUAGAACCAGAUCCAAGCAAGGACGGUAACCGCUCUUACGGUGACAACACGUGGCAUCGCUUCGUUGCUAGGCGGACCGAGAAGUCGGGAGAAGUUACUGUGGAUGACACGUAUAGAGGGACUAAGAACAGUACAUGUGCCAAGGGCAGCAUGAUAGGUAUCAGCACUGGCAUCUACCUCGGAGGUGUACCCAACGAUUUUGAAAUCCAUCAGGCCCAGCAGAACUCGAGGCUUCAAGUUUUGAACACUGCCUUCCAAGGCUGUUUGAGAGAUGUCAAGUUCCUUCAGCAAGUCAGCCCCGCGGAUGUUUGGAAGGAUCUAGAUUUUGCGACCGCUGAAGUUAAUGAGCAGGUGCUUCCGAGCUGGGAGGGAUGUCCGAUCGAUCUUCCCAAAGGCGAUCAUUUCUUAGGGAAGGGAUACGCUGGUUUCAACUCCACAGUGCUACAGUCCGAGGAGACCUAUGCAAUCCAGAUGACAAUUCGCACAGAAUUCAAAACUGGUCUGUUGCUUUUCGCUCACGGAGCUGUCGGGCACUACACUUACGCCCAGUUAAAGGAUGGAAAUAUAGAGUAUGGCGUCCAUACACCCACGCUCAAGAGGACCGUCACAUACCCCAGCAGCAUUGUAUCAAUCUGUGACGGAGGAUGGAGGACCAUCAAACUGGACAAACAGCAGGAGAAGUUAUCAAUUCAGGUCGAUAAUGAGAAAGUUGUAUCAGAAGGUGACCUGACUGGCUCACUGAAGGCCUUCCACACUGGCAUUGUAUAUGUAGGAGGGAUCAUGGCUGACUCCCAGGCUUCCAAAUUUAUCAAAGACAGUGACAUAUCGAAAUUGAUCGUUCCAGAAGGUUUUGGUGGUUGCAUGAAAGACAAAAUCGUCUUCAGGGAUACCGCAGACAAUCCCUUCAACAUCUCCAAACAGUAUGUCCACCUGUUGAACGUCCAUCUCGACGGAUGUCCCCCGAAUAUCACCAGCACUGCGCCGUGCCAAGCCAAGAGUACGGUACAGAUAACAAAUACUACAGCCAACAUGACGUAUGAUGAGGGCCUGGGUGUAUUCUCUGACUAUAUCUACAGAGUGGUGGCUGCAAAUAGUCAGGGCAGCACAGCGAGUACAUGGGUCAGUGGAAGGACGAAAGAAGGGCCACCUACUGGAAUUGUGAAACCUCAGUCAGCUACUGCACUAACUGGCUACAUCAUCAAGGUGGCAUGGACAUCUCCCACCGGUAACACAGGUUUGCUGACCAAGUAUAUCCUGAAGGCUUACGUCACAGACAAACCUGAGGUUGCUCCCGUUAUGGCCCCAUAUCCUCCAAGUAUUAAUACCGACAGUUAUGAGGGCAACAUUACAACUGCUGUUCCUUACACAAACUACACAGUUAAACUUGAGGCCUGUACCAGUGGUGGCUGCACAGAAAGCAAAGAUGGGAUCAUUGUCAUUACAAAAGAAGAAGCACCCGAAAAUGUAUCAUCACCAACUGCUGUGAUGGUCGGUGCCACCUUCAUUGAAGUAUCCUGGACGGAACCCUCAAAACCAAAUGGAAAAAUAACGGGAUAUUUUCUAAACAUGGAUGGUCAGUCGAUCUACAGUGGAGCUCUGUUGAGUAAAAAUGCCACAAAUUUGAGAGUCUACACCACCUACAGAUUCCAGGUGAAAGCAUGCACUGUUAUCGGCUGUACGGACGGUCUGUCUGUCCAGUUGACAACAGCAGAGAAAGCGCCGUCGUCAGUGGACCCGCCGACGCUGAGGGUGCAGGGAAAACGUGAAAUCAGGGUGGAAUGGAAGAGGCCCUUAGAACUGAAUGGAAAGUUCCAGCGAUAUAUCCUGUAUGUUUCAACCAAUUCGAGUUCACUUGGGCCAGUUCAGUAUAACAGUAGCGAGGAGUUUUUUGAUUACGUCCUUAAGAAUCUACUGGCUGGGACCACCUACUACAUCAGUUUGUCGGCAUGUACCGGAGGAGGUUGUACAACUAGCAGCCCUAGCAAUGCCACGACAGAGGAAGAUUCACCCGAAGGGGUCCCUGCUCCUGUAGUUGUCUCUCCCAGUCCGUAUGAGCUGAUCAUCACAUGGGGAAUACCACAGUAUCCGAAUGGUGAAAUCACCCAGUAUGAGGUGUGGCACAAUAACGUCAAGGUCUACAACAUUUCCGGCCGUGGGGAUAGGAAGCACCAGAUUGGUGGCCUCCUGCCCUACACUCUCCAUAUCUUCUUCAUCCGAGCAUGCACCAGGUUGGGCUGUGGAACUAGCAAUGAAACAAAGAUACGGACCCAGGAGGCAAAACCUGAGGGUACCAUUGGUUUAACAUUGAAGGUUAACGAUGCGAGGAGUGUAAUCGUGUCUUGGACUCAGCCAGCUAAGCCGUACGGUGUGAUGAAAUAUGAUGUUUACUUCAGUGGCUUGUUUUAUGUUGACCCAGCAAAAUGGAACUACUUGACAACUCAGGCCACAAGAAGUCUCCUGAAUACUCUUGAGUUUGGCAAAGACUUCACCAUCGAUGGCCUGAUUCCGUCCUCUACAUAUGAUGUGACUGUGAAUGGGUCCAACUCCAAGGGUUACAUAAUGAGCAACAAUAAGAAAGCAUCAAUGCCGGAAGGAUCUCCUGAUGGUGUCAAACCCCCGACACUCAUCUCCCCUACAUCAACAUCCCUCAGGAUCACGUGGGAACAAGUCGGGAGAGCCAACUCGAAUCGGCAGCCAUUGUUCCAAGUGGACUUCAGAGAGAAGGUUUCUGGAGCCAAGUCAGAAAUGCUCUUCCAACAACCGACCACCUCCACCUCCUUCCUGAAGACUGACUUACAAGCCUAUAAGGAGUAUGAAGUCAGACUUAAUGCCAGUAACAGCUUGGGAUUCACGCUCGCUGGAUGGGUGUCAGGAGUCACCCUUCAAGACAAGCCUGGUUCCUUUGACCCACCCAUGGUUAGGAAUGUAGCUCAGAGACAGCUAGACCUGACCUGGGAACACCCCCUCAAACCUAAUGGUGUCAUCCUUCACUACAAGAUAUAUGUCAACGAUAAAGUCAACGAACAGGUCCCUGGAAACACUACCGUCAAGACGAUAGCUGGCCUGACUCCUUACACAGAAUACAAAUUCAUCAUUGAAGGGUGUACAUCUGCUGGCUGUACCAAAACGUUGGAGUCGCAACCUGCCCGGACACUUACAGCAGCUCCUGAGGGCAUAGCACCCCCAACCAUGGACUCACAGACUCCAACCUCAGUCCUUGUGAUGUUCACCAAGCCGUCGUUACCCAACGGUGUCAUCUCCAAGUACUCCAUUGAGCGACAACUGAAUGGGACAACAUCUGUUAUCAUCGUGAAGGAGUUUAGACCAAAUGACGAUCUGAAGAUGGUUGAUGCAAACAACUUGGCGCCUUACACUGUUUACCAGUACCGAGUGACGGCUACAACUGGUGCUGGAGUUGGAAGGAGCAAUUGGGCAGACGUCAGGACUAAACCAUCGAAGCCAGGUGGUAUGAACCCUCCAUACGUUGUGGUCCUUGGGGCAGACACCCUGAACAUCUCGUGGCAGUUCCCGAUCACUCCCAACGGUGCCAUCCAGUCCUACAUCAUCAAACUGCCUGAGCCAAGGCUAGAGGUCAGGGAUCCUGCACAGACCAACCUGGUUGUGUCCAAGCUAACACCCUACACUUCUUAUAGUGUCACAGUUACGGCAUGUACCUUUGAAGGUGGCUGCAGCGAGAGUGCGCCAACAGUCGUCCGGACCCAAGCCACCAAGCCGUCGGGCAUGAAACCACCAGUUGCCCAGUCAAUAUCUCAAAACCUCAUCUCAAUCCUGUGGCAGCCUCCAACGAAUCCAAAUGGACCAAACAUCAAAUAUGAGCUGGCUAGGAUGAAGUUGAAGCAACCUCUGGACUCAUCUGCAGGAGGUUUCGACUCUUGGCAGAGUGUUUACCAAGGCACUGGUACUUACUACGAAAACAAACCGUUGACCAUUCUAACAACCUACAAAUACAGAGUGACCGUUUUCAAUGGGUUUGACAGUCUGAUUACCGAGGCGUCUGCUGAAGUGACCACAUUUGGAGGAAUGCCAACAGUGGCACCAGUUGUCAAGGCCAUUGCUAUUGACCAUAUCUCUGUUGGACUGAACUGGACAACACCAAGUGUGGUUGAACUGCAAGGAUAUGUGGAAAAAUUCAGUGUGGCCAUCACAAGUACAAAGGACCAAUCCACCAAGACGUACCCAGCAGGGACAAGCACUGCUAUUGUCAGCAACCUCCUCCCUAACACAGAAUACACAUUCGUCAUGACGACAAUUGUAACAGGAGGUGGUAGCAUCAAGAGUGUCGCUGUUAAAGCUGACACAAAGGAUGGAACCCCAGUUGGUCUCAAUGCCCCAACCCUGACCGUAGUCAGUGACAAUUCACUCCGUGUCACCUGGACAGCGCCAAGCAACCCGAACGGAGAGAUCACAGCCUAUAAUAUCUACGUAGAUGGCGAGAACAUUACAACCGGCAUGACCGUACCUGGAUCAUAUGCCGUCACUGGUCUGAAACCAUACGUGAUAUAUUCUGUGCAGGUUGAAGUGUGCACUGUGUACUCAUGUUCGAAGAGCAAUGCCACUGAGGGUGUGACCAAGGAAGCCAUCCCUCAGCUCAUCUACAGCCCUACACCUGAGGUGCUCAGUUCCACGGCCAUAAAGGUUGUUUGGAGAAAGCCGGGCAAACCUAAUGGAAUCAUCCUCAAGUAUGAGAUCUGGAGGAAGACAACUGUGCCUUGCUCUACCACACCCGCUCCUGACCAGAACACCACCCAAGGGAUCUCCAAGUGUACCUACAUUGAGUGCGGUGCCAAGGAAGCACUAUGUGGUACAACAUGUUUCUCCGGCUCGAAGGUCUGCUGCAGUGGCUCCAUCUAUGAUUUAAAACCAGGAUAUGACUGCUGCGGAACGAGUUAUACAAAUAAACGUCAGGCAACCACCGACGUCUGCUGCGGAGGGAAGUUCUACACAAAACAAACAGACUAUCAGUGUUGUGGUAAAAGUUAUGUCAAGGUCGCUCAAGGUCAGAUCUGUUGCCCUGAUUCAACUCAGGAUAGGGUCGAUGUGGGAUUCGGAGACAGCUGUUGCGGAUCGAUACCAUAUGUUAAUUCUGGAGCUCAGGUGUGCUGUUUCGGUCAACUCCACGAUCGCUAUGGCAAGCAAUGUUGUGGCAAUGCCCUGGUGAAGGAUUCUCUCGUCUGCUGCGGGAAUUACACAGAAGGAAAGGCGUAUGUGCAGAACACGGACUUGACCUGUUGUGGCACGCAGUUUGUGGAUAGUAACACCACUACGUGUUGUACAUCGAAUACGAAAGUUUCAAAGGUGCACACGUACUCCAGUGCCGAUGCCCUGCGGAAUUCUAAUGAGAAGUGCUGUGGUACGGAACGCAUCUCCAAUGGUCUUAGCUGCUGUAACAAUGCCGGAUACAACCCAACUCAACAGACAUGCGCAGAUAAGUCAGACGCUGAAUCGGGAUGUGGUUACAGUGUCGUUUGUCCAGUUGCGCAAAAAGAGAAUGCGUUCUGUGAUCGGUGUAACUUUGAUAAAACUCAGAAGAGUUGUCAGAGCGUCCCAGGCUUUUAUAAUCCGAUUGUGACUCCGACUUCAGCACCAACUACGUCGCCUACAGAAUGUACGCUAGGACCUACCAAAGUUACAAUAGCUGAUCCAGAGGUGUUGUCUUACACAGACAAAGACCUCUACCCAUACACGAGAUAUGAAUACGCCGUUGUAAUAGUGAAUGGUGCAGGAAACGGACUGAGCGAUUACACCCCAGUGACUACAGCAGAAGAUAAACCAGUCGGUGUGAGCCCACCCAAAGCAACAGUAAAACCAGGCCGCUAUGACACGAUCAUCCUGACAUGGGACCCGCCAACCAGAGCCAAUGGAAUCAUUAGCAAUUAUUUGUUAUUCCGGGAUGGAAUUGGUGAGAUCUACCGGGGCAUCACCAUGAGUUAUUCAGACAAUAAUCUGAUCUACCCGUACAAGACGUACACAUAUUACAUCCGGGCAUGUACUGGAGCAGCCGGAUGUACAGACAGUGACAAAGUGACGGUAGCCACUUUGCAGGGACAACCUGAGGGCGUCCAUGAGCCUGUGUUGAAUGUGGUCAAUUCUAGUACCAUCCAUCUGAAGUGGACCGAGCCUGGCAACCCUAACGGUUUGAUACUGAGCUAUGUUGUGUACCAGCUCGGAUCGGGACAGGUGGUGAAUGCUACUGCUGCUAUCUUCGAACAUGACUUAACUGGUCUGAUACCUAACACAGAAUACCAGUUCAUAUUGCAAGCUUGCUCUGUGGCUGGUUGUACCAAUAGCUCAGUGUCAAAGGCGAAAACAAAGCAGGAUAAGCCAGAAGGUCUUUCCGCUCCUACCAUCCUCGUCAUCAAUGCUUUCCAGGUGGAAGUCUACUGGAAACUCCCGCUGAAAAUCAACGGCAUUCUCAUCUAUUUCAAGCUCUAUCGUCGUCAAGGCAACACCAUCACACAGGUCCAACAGUUCUCAACAGAUGUAACUAAAGCGAAAGAUAACGGUUUGCAACCGGGUACCACGUAUUUCUAUUUCAUCGAGGCUGCAACAAUAGCUGGUGGCACUAACAGCUCGGAAUCUCCAAUUAUCAUGCCAACACAGACACCGGAAGGCAUCAAAGCGCCAUCUAAUGUCACGGCAUUAGAUUCAAACCGGAUUUUGGUAGAGUGGCAACCGGCAACCAAACCGACUACGGGAAUUGAUCAGUACCGGAUUGUCCUAAAUGCUGGUCAGGUAGAUGAGGUUGUCAGUGUUGCAUAUGAUGCUGCAACACGUAGUGCAAUCAUUCAGAACUUAAAACCGUUCGUAACGUAUGACGUCAGAAUGCGCGCUUGUCUGGCAAAUCUGAAAAAUGGUUGCGGGAAUGGGCCAGGAAAGAGUGUAACGACACAUGAGGCACCCCCUAGUGGACAGAAGGCUCCAACUCUUUUCCCAAAAAGUUCUACCAUCAUUGACGUCUCAUGGGAAAAACCAACCGAUGCAAAUGGAAAGAUUCUGAAAUAUUUGAUAUAUAAACGUGUGUUUGGGACAAACGGGGAGCUGCUUAUCUAUUUCUCAGAUGGCGAGACAUUUACUCUGACUAAUGCCGAUCCCGGCAUGAAACCGUUCACCUUCUAUGAAUAUAAGGUGGUUGCCGAGAACUCCAAGGGGAGAACCACUAGUCCAUGGGCUCGUGUUCAGACACCACAGGCUGUGCCCCAAGGUAUAGCUCCUCCACAGAUCAACAAAACGAGCCCAUAUGGGUUUAAAGUCCAAUGGAAGGUUCCAGAGAACCCAAAUGGGAUUAUCACCAUCUAUCGGCUCAGUUACACGGUUAUUUCUAAUGAUCCGACUGACCGUCCUCCAGUUUUCAAUAUCACCGUCCCAGGUGAUGUUCUGCUGACGUCUUUCAGUGGACUCUCCCCCUACACCAAGUACAGACUGCGAGUGAUUGCGAUGAACAACGCUGGUGAAGGAGUGUCUGUGUGGGUGUCUGGUACGACCGGGGAGGCUGCCCCUGCAGGUCUGGAGGCCUUUAAGGUCACUCCUCUUGAAGGUGGCAAUGCUGUCAAUCUGAAGUGGAAUGCGCCUUCACAGCCCAAUGGAGUAAUCACAACGUAUCGAAUAUAUGAUGGAGACAAACAAGCCCCUAUUUACAGUGGAAGUUUUCCCGAGUUUGAAUAUGGUGGAACUUUGACUCCGUUUACAAGUUAUACAGUACAGUUAGAAGCCUGUACCACCGGUGGCUGUGCCCGGGGACAGAAGCAGACAAUCCAAACAGCAGAGGUCAUGCCAAAGGAUCAAACUCCACCAACUUUUGGAAAAGUUAAUUCGACACAUGUUGUUAUACGAUGGACAGCCCCAAUUCGUGCUAACGGCAAGAUCAAUAUAUACCGAGUUUAUCGUACAGAAUCGGCAAUUAGUUCCAAGUCGAAGCGUGCUACAGGUACGAUUAUCUAUUCAACAGAUAAAACGGAUGCAAAUAGCUAUGAGUAUGCGGAUGGAACAGUUAAACCAUAUCGCCGAUAUGAUUAUAAUGUUGAAGCGUGUAACUCGAAAGGUUGCAUCACCAGUCCUUCUAAUGGCGUGGAAACUGCACAAGCUCCACCUAGUGGACUAGUGAAACCUAGCGUACAGUAUCACGGUACUGUGGCUGGGUCUUUAAACAUCAGUUGGUCACUACCUUCCGAUGUCAAUGGCAUUCUUCAAGGUUAUCAGCUGCGAAGGAAUGCAAGUGUCCCUUUGAGUUUUACACCUACGGAUGCCAAAUGGUACAUAGACAAUGGCCUUACGGCAUACACGUGGUAUUCUUACACCGUGACUGCAUGCACUGGAGGAGGAUGCUCUACUAGUGCCCCGGGUAUGCUGCGGACCAGGGAAACACCCCCGCUUGAAGUAGAUGCACCAAAACUAACAGCUGCGGGUGCAACAGCUAUCGGGGCAAACUGGGUGAUGCCUCAGAUUACGAAUGGCGUCAUUAAUAGAUACAUUCUGUACAUGGAUGAUUUAGUCAAAUACGAGGGGAUGACAUUGGAGUACAAGCUGACAGGUCUGAUUCCUUACCAGGCGUACACGUUUAUUCUAGCAGCUUGCACAAGUGGUGGCUGCAAGAACAGUAGCGCCAUCGCAGGGCGCCCUGGGGAAGCCGCACCGCUAGACAUACCGGCUCCAACACUUCAAGUAACAAGUGCAAAAUCGAUAGAAGUCACCUGGGUGCCACCAUUAAAACCAAAUGGGAUCAUAACAUCUUAUGAAAUUCGUAGAGAUGGUACUUUAGUCAAUACGACAGUCGGAAACCAGCACACGGAUUAUGACCUCGUCCCUGGGACUCGCUACUCUUACACAGUGACUGCUUUUAACAGUAAAGGAAAGACAACAAGCCCAGCUACAACAGCGACCACCUAUUCAUCAUCCCCCUUGGGCAUCCUGCCACCACAACUAGAAGUCCUCUCAAACACUGCUAUUCGGGCAAAAUGGACUGCCCCAGCGACACCAAAUGGACAAAUUGUCAACUACACUUUGUAUAAAGACACUGAGAACGUUUUUUCCGCAGUGAGCGCUUUUGAUUAUAUCGUUCGUGGAUUAUCAUAUUAUACAAAGUACUCAUUCAGAAUUCAAGCAUGUACGUCUGCUGGGUGUGCUACAAGUGAUAUCGCCACGGCAACGACCAAUGAAGCAGCCCCAAGCAACGUUGGUCCUCCAACACUGACUGCACGCCAUGAUAAUACCGGCAGCCAUAGAGAUAUUCAGAUCACGUGGGUGACACCAAGUCAACCAAAUGGCAUCAUCAGUCGAUAUGAGCUGAGCAGACGGAUGGUAAUUAAGAAAACACCAUCCUACACCUAUGGACCAAUCAUCCUGGUCUUCAAAGGCUUACCUACCCCACUAGAGUAUACUGAUAACGACCCUAAACUGAAGCCAUACCAGGAGUAUGAGUACAGGCUCAGUGUCUACAACAAAGUUGGCUACGCCAACAGCACAUGGGCAGGCGUCAAGACUUACGAGUCUCCACCAACAAGUCUCAAGCCACCUGUAGUUAUUGCAAAAACCGCCACCAUCAUUUCUGUAGAGAUAACACCACCCUCAGAACCAAAUGGCGUAAUUUCGCGAUACAGUGUCGUUGUCAAUGGAGAAGUGCGCAACCAGAGUUUGUCGCCAAGCCUCACAGCAAGUGGAUUAGAGCCAUGGACCACGUACUCCAUCCAGGCUGAUGCCUGUACGCCACCUGGCUGUACCCGCAGUAAUGCCACAAGUGUACAGACAGCAGCGGCAAAACCUGUGGGUUUGGCAGCUGCUGUAGUUCUACAGAGGACAGCAACUAGCGUCAUGCUGAAGUGGCAGGCUCCAGCAAAACCGAAUGGCAUCAUUAGCAGCUAUGAGCUACUAAAGAGGACAGCCUGUCCCCCCACAGAGCAGCCUUUCACAGAAGUGUGCAAUGUAGGCUCGUCAGUCUCGGUGUUCCAGGGCUUAACUCUGCAGCAUAACGUGACCGGCCUCAAGCCCUACAUAGCCUACGGCUUCCUGAUCCAAGCCUACAACCAGAUUGGGCCUGUAGAUUUCCCUGUGUGGACCAAUACUGCCACUCUGUCUAAAGCCCCAACCUAUCUCACGGCUCCGACUAUGACGCCUCAGGGAUCCCUCAUUAUUGUCGACUGGUCAAACUCCUUCGGUCUCAAUGGCAAACUCCGAGAGUUCAUUAUGUACACCGACCAGAAGAGAACCUAUAGUGGUUUGGCUGGGAAUGCCAGCAUGGAGAGGGCGUCUAAGGACCAAACAUAUCAGUUCCAAGUGAAGUGUAUCACAGAAAUGGGAGAGGUCACCUCGUCUAGCGUCACUUUUGAUCCAAGUAUGCCUGAUAACAUCGGUACAACAGAUAUGCCACCACCAACUGCUGCUCCUCAAGUGACCCAGUUCUACCAGGAAGUCUGGUUCAUCGCGUUGGUCCUCGUCGUCUCUCUCCUUCUACUCUUCCUCGGUAUUGUGCUCUGUUUACGCUACUCGGGACGAAAUACGCCAUACAUCCGUGAGAGGGCGCCACUGCAGCACAGACACAAACGAAUGCCGUUCGGAAUGAAUUAUUGUAUCGACCCGUAUGAUGGCAGUAUUAUAGCAGCUGACCCCAAUCGCCCAAACAGCCAAGCAAGUCUCAUCAGUGUCAAGAACCAACAACAGCCUGGAUUCGUUAACCCGGCAUUCCAGCGGUCGAACCUGACGAUACAUCAGGACCCAGACGGUAGUAUCGUGGACCUCUCAUUCGAUAAACUCUCGCAUAAAUCGUCCAAGUAUCUGAGUGAUGAUGAUGAGGAGGAGGAACAACCAGCUUGGGAUGCUCAUCUACCCCCGAUGGAUAGCGGGUUAGGUGGUUUAACGUAUGAUGAGGACUUCGCCGACAACAAGCCGUAUAGUUCAAUGGCCGUCCAGAAAGAACAAAUGACAUUUACUGAUACUCACUUAUGAUGAACAAUGUGAUGUCUGUUUCAUAACAGCCGUGAAUUCAUAAGUUGUGCAAUUAAUGUAUAUUUUGGAUAUACAGUAGAACCUCCAUCAGCGGACACCUCUCUAAUAAGGACACCCUCUCUAUUAAGGACACUGAUUUUGGUCCGAAAUUGAAUUACCAUUCAAUUUUACCUCUCUGAUCAGGACACCUCGCUAUUAAGGACAGUACUUUUCAGUCCCACGGGUGUCCUUAAUAGAGAGGUUCUACUG